GUUUCUACGUGAUGGAGGCGUGGCCGGCCAUACUAGCAGCGUGCUAGUGUUACAAGUAGGUCUGUAAGUUUGGCGGGUGAUUCCGUGUCUGCGUCAGCGGAGGGUUUUCUUUCCACUCUGUCAUCUUCACGCGGGAAACUGUUGAAGAGACCGGCGAAGAAGGGCACGGGGAGUCCUGUGCCACCGCUACACGGGCUGUUGCUGCUUUACGUCUAAGUGAACAGAGAACAUGGCGAAUAAAGAGAUGUUUGAAGAUACUGUGGAGGAGCGAGUCAUUAACGAAGAAUAUAAAAUAUGGAAAAAGAACACACCGUUCCUGUAUGACCUGGUAAUGACCCAUGCUCUGGAGUGGCCAAGUCUUACUGUACAGUGGCUGCCAGAUGUAACUAGACCUGAAGGAAAGGACUAUGCGUUGCAUUGGCUGGUGCUUGGCACUCACACAUCGGAUGAACAGAAUCACCUUGUAGUGGCACGUGUCCAGAUUCCCAAUGAUGAUGCACAGUUUGAUGCAUCUCAUUAUGAUAGCGAGAAAGGAGAGUUCGGCGGCUUUGGUUCAGUUAGCGGCAAGAUUGAAACCGAAAUCAAAAUAAACCACGAGGGUGAGGUGAACCGUGCUCGGUAUAUGCCCCAGAAUCCAUGUAUCAUUGCAACAAAAACGCCUUCAUCUGACGUGCUGGUCUUUGAUUAUACUAAGCAUCCCUCAAAGCCAGACCCCAGUGGUGAGUGUAACCCUGAUCUUCGGCUGAGAGGUCACCAGAAAGAAGGCUACGGUCUAUCAUGGAAUUCAAACCUCAGUGGACAUCUGCUCAGUGCUUCAGAUGAUCAUACAGUUUGCUUAUGGGAUAUAAGUGCUGGACCAAAAGAAGGCAAAAUAAUUGAUGCAAAAGCCAUCUUUACUGGCCAUUCAGCAGUUGUUGAGGAUGUGGCUUGGCACCUUUUGCAUGAGUCCUUGUUUGGAUCUGUUGCAGAUGAUCAGAAGCUCAUGAUAUGGGACACAAGAUCAAAUACCACAUCUAAGCCCAGCCAUUCAGUGGAUGCGCAUACCGCAGAGGUCAACUGUUUGUCCUUUAAUCCAUAUAGUGAAUUCAUUUUGGCGACCGGUUCUGCUGACAAGACUGUAGCAUUGUGGGAUCUCAGGAACUUAAAACUGAAGCUACAUUCUUUUGAAUCCCAUAAAGAUGAAAUUUUUCAGAUGUCUCCUUUCUCAAAGGUUCAUUGGUCACCUCACAAUGAAACUAUUCUGGCUUCCAGUGGCACGGAUCGCAGACUUAAUGUUUGGGAUUUGAGUAAAAUUGGUGAAGAGCAGUCAGCAGAAGAUGCUGAGGAUGGGCCUCCUGAGCUACUGUUUAUCCAUGGAGGUCACACAGCAAAAAUAUCAGAUUUCAGUUGGAACCCUAAUGAACCAUGGGUUAUUUGUUCUGUAUCUGAAGAUAACAUAAUGCAGAUUUGGCAGAUGGCUGAAAAUAUAUAUAAUGAUGAAGAACCUGAUGUACAGCCCUCUGAACUAGAAGCACAAGGAUCAUAAUUUUGUUUUUGGUUUUAAAGAAAUACCAAAUUGUGAAAUGGUUAUUUCUCUAAGUUAUGUUUGGUUAAAAUGACUAAAACAUGUCUUCACAAUAUUUUUCAUGUAUAUUGUGUCCAUAUUUGUGUCUUAUGAAUUGGCUGGUGGAAUAAAAUAUAUAUAAACUUU
Spea bombifrons (plains spadefoot toad) is the source of this 1690-nucleotide messenger RNA. RefSeq names its product RB binding protein 7, chromatin remodeling factor (gene RBBP7). Gene Ontology annotation, cellular component: NuRD complex; nucleus; ESC/E(Z) complex. The transcript has 12 exons. NCBI's taxonomy places the organism in Eukaryota, Metazoa, Chordata, Amphibia, Anura, Pelobatidae. Gene Ontology annotation, molecular function: histone binding. Bases 230 to 1525 code for a protein of 431 amino acids. The record is from RefSeq and is a predicted model, not a curated record. Gene Ontology annotation, biological process: regulation of gene expression.